Exophiala bonariae is the source of this 927-nucleotide messenger RNA. RefSeq lists its product as uncharacterized. Lineage: Eukaryota; Fungi; Ascomycota; Eurotiomycetes; Chaetothyriales; Herpotrichiellaceae. The transcript has a single exon. The coding region runs from base 1 to 927 and encodes 308 amino acids. The record is from RefSeq and is a predicted model, not a curated record. Gene Ontology annotation, molecular function: oxidoreductase activity.
AUGACACUCACCAAGAUCCUCGUCAUCGGCGGGGCCGGCAACCUGGGCAGCCUGAUCCUAAAGCACCUGGAGGCGUCCGGCUCGCAAUUCCAAGUGACGGUGCUGACGCGAAAAUCGACAUCGUCGUCGUCGUCGUCAUCGACCAACACAUUCCCCAAAUCCGUCAAGAUCCACCAGAUCGCCGACGACUACCCGGAGGCGGAGCUCGUGGCGGCAUUCACGGGGCAAGACGCGGUGAUCAGCGCCAUCUCCAUGACGGGGAUGCACCUGCAGUACCGGUUCAUCGACGCGGCCGUGACGGCCAAGGUGGUACGCUACUUCCCGACCGAGUUCGGGCUGGACGAGCUGCCGGACUGGCUCGUCGAGCUACGGCCCAUGUUCCGCAUCAAGCACGACGUGCGCGACUACCUGGUCAGCAAGGAGAAGGACGGCCUGUCGUGGACGGCCAUCGUGUGUAACGUCUUCUUCGAGAUGGGGGUCAUGAGUGGGUUUUUCAAUUUCCACUGGGAUCAGAAAAGGGUCGUGCUCGUUGAUGGUGGUGAAGUCCAGUGGGUGGCUACGACGUUGGAUACGGUGGGGUUGGCCGUCGUGAGGGCUUUGGAGAGGGAGGACCAGUCCCGCAAUCGGUUGUUGCUGGUCCAGGAUUUCCGCACCAGUCAGAAGGAGAUCUGGGAUCGCGUCAAGGCCAAGACCGGUGGGGAGGACAACGGGUGGACUGUUGAGCAUGUUAAGUACGACGAGUGGUUGGAGGAGGCUAAGAACACGGUCAGAGGAGGUGAUAAUAGUGCGCUUGGGAGGUUGACUUUUGGGACGGUCUUGUUGGGAAGUCAGUGGGAGGAGAGGAAGGAGUUUGGGAAUACCCUGUUGGAUCUGCCGACCAAGUCGUUUGAUGAGGCUAUCGAGAGUGUGCUGAAGGAUGUUUCAUAG